GCUGACUAUAUAACCCGGGAGCCUGUGCCCAAUGACACGGAUGUAAUUGUUGCUGCAGAGGAGAACGCCCGACUUCGCCUGUGCACUGGAGAAGACGGAGGAACCAUGAGGAGCUACAAGAGCCUUGUGGUUACCCUUUGCGUAUUACUGCAAGUUGCCCUGGUAGUCGGCAAAGCAAUUGGAAGCCAACAACCGCAGCCACAGAUUGCACAGCCGCGAGUUGGAGGAUGGGGGGAUUACCACCACUCUGGAGAGGAUUAUCAAAACUCCGGCGAAGAGCACCACCACUCCGGCGAAGAGCACCACCACUCCGGCGAAGAGCACCACCACUCAGGGGAAGAGCAUCAUCAUUCCGGAGAGAAGCACUCCUUUGAGGAUCAUCACCACUCCGGCGAGUUGCUCCAUCACUCCGGAGAAGAGCACCAUUACCAUCAAGUAGAUGAGCACCACCACCCAGAGGAGGAGCACCACCACCACCACGAACCUAAGGGAUACUGGAAGAAGAAACUUAUCUGGAAACCUGACUGGAAGAAAAUAUGGAAACCUGCAUCAAAACAGAUAUGGAAACCCGCAUGGAAAAAGAUAUACAAACCAGAAUGGCACCCCAUUCAAGUACCUGCGUGGAAAGAAAUAAAAGUUCCUGACUGGAAGAAAAUUUGGAAACCUGAAUGGAAACCGAUCCAGAUUCCUGCUUGGAAAGAAAUUCAAGUUCCUGACUGGAAAAAAAUUUGGAAGCCGGUGUGGGUCCCUAUCAAAAUCCCUGCAUGGAAAGAAAUUAAAGUGCCAGACUGGAAGAAAGUGUGGAAACCCGUGUGGAAACCGAUACAAAUCCCUGCUUGGAAGGAUAUUAAAGUUCCUGCAUGGAAGAAAAUUUGGGUGCCUGAGUUAGUCAAACAAUGGGUACCUGGCGAGAAACACCAUGGCAAAGAUCAUGACGGUUGGGAAUAUACGUCUCAUGGGCUCUGGAGGAAAAAAGUAGUAUGGAAACCAGUUUGGAAGAAGAUUUGGAAAAAUGCCAAGAAGAAAAUAUGGAUUCCAGACAAGAAACUGGUCUGGAAGGAAGAAUGGAAACAGAUCUGGAGAACUGAGAAAAAGCAAAUUUGGAUUCCGGACAAGAAGCUAAUUUGGAAAGAAGCAUGGAAACAGAUCUGGAGAACCGAAAAGAAGCAAAUCUGGAUACCAGAUAAAAAACUAGUCUGGAAAGAGGCUUGGAAACAAAUUUGGAGAACCGAGAAAAAGCAAAUCUGGGUUCCUGACAAGAAACUGGUAUGGAAAGAAGCUUGGAAGAAAAUCUGGGUGCCAGCAUGGAAGAAAAUUUGGGUUCCUGCCUGGAAGAAGAUCUGGAAACCAGUAUGGAUCCACGAGUGGGUUCUGAUUCAAGAGCACCAUCAUCCUCCAGAGCAUCACGGCUGGGAUCGCAAGGAUUUGCAGGUUCCUCAGGUACCAUCACCCCAGCAGCAGCAGCAGCAGCAGCUGCAAGUGGGUGCGGUAGUGAACCAACAGGAGCCCAACUGGGGUCGCAGAAUGGACACUGUAAGGCAGCGACAAGCCUGGCAGUUUCCUGCACAGUGACGUGCUCUCGGUUUGACUGUCAUUAGCUCACAUCUGCCAGAAGUCGAUGGGAUCGGCUUCCACAAAUCACUGGAACUGUGAGUUGGCAAUGCAUUGAAUAAUGAGAGUUAUUCAGUUUUUGCUAAGAUUACUUACAAGCUACAGGUUCGACCAGCUUUGUUGGAAAUCACACUGACUGACUGAAGUUUUAGUACAAUAUUGUUGUGAAAACGAGUUGUGUAUGUCGUACAGCAGUCAUCCAAGUCGGAUAGUACAAGAAGUACCUGGUAUGCGAGAUGUUCAGGAUCUUCAUCAGCACCUGCUAAACUUUCGACGUGAUACUUUUUCUUUACUUUUCCUGGAAAUAUUAUUUUGCGGAAAAUAUUUUGCUGUCUUUCUCCUGCAUUACCUGUGGAGAUUGAUCCUGUUGUUUAAGGUUCAACUUAACAACAGCCACUUCUCUUGCGUCGAGUACGCAAGACGUCUCUAUCUUAAAUUACCAUUUCCUUACACUUGACGACUGUAACAGGUAAAUGAGGUGGUAGGAUGCAGCAAUAGUGCCAACUGCCGGAGACGUUACGCAAAAUAUUUCUGAAUAGCUGAUUUUACUGCUAGUUGAGCCAAUUUAAAAUGCAGAUGCAUGUUAUUUAUACCAGUAUACAUUCCAGAACAUGUGGGCUGGUUGUAUUGUGCCGCUGUACCUCGGUGAGUGAAUGUGUUUGUUACAUUUUUGUUUAUCGUUGUUGAGUUUGAAACGUUAAUAACAUAUAUUAUAUUUAAUAGUUUUGUUUUUUAUUUUUGUAGCAGUGUACUGGUGUCGUGUAUCGACACGUUUUAAUCUGUUACAGACUUCUUCAUUAAAUAAACCAUAUAUAAGGUCAUAAAUAAAUUCAUAAAUAUUG
Molecule: messenger RNA, 2453 nt
Organism: Zootermopsis nevadensis
Lineage: Eukaryota; Metazoa; Arthropoda; Insecta; Blattodea; Termopsidae
Source: RefSeq, a predicted model, not a curated record